This is a messenger RNA of Suillus paluster, 270 nucleotides long. RefSeq lists its product as uncharacterized. Gene Ontology annotation, biological process: Mo-molybdopterin cofactor biosynthetic process. The record is from RefSeq and is a predicted model, not a curated record. Bases 1 to 270 code for a protein of 89 amino acids. The transcript has a single exon. Gene Ontology annotation, cellular component: cytosol. Lineage: Eukaryota; Fungi; Basidiomycota; Agaricomycetes; Boletales; Suillaceae.
AUGAGCAAACUGGAAAUCACUGUCCUCUACUUCGCUGCUGCAUCAACAGCAACUGGAUUGGCCGAACAAUCCAUCACUCUCCCUGCCCCACAAUACCCGCUGUCCUCAUUGAGCGGUCUCCUGGUAUCAUUGCACCCAGAUGUCGGCCUAGACAAGAUCCUUCAGUCCAGUCAAUGGAGCGUGAACGCUGAGAUGGUGGACAGCGUCAAAGAAGUGACACUGAAAGGAGGAGAAGAAGUCGCUGUCAUAUGCCCUGUAUCAGGUGGAUGA